AUGGCGGAUGAAGGUGCCGUUCCCAAGUCUCCCUCGAGAUCUCCGACGAGACCCAACACCGCCGCUCCAACAGCUGCAGGAGAGGAACUGGCUACCAACAGUCAACAAACGCCUGGCCCCAACAUCGAGACUGAUGACCCGGUGGAGGAUGCAGGCUUUUUUACUGACGAUAGCUCCACUCAGUCCACCUCAUUGUCAUCCAGCGUCCGCGACUACAACUUCGAGAACAAACGACGAUACCACAAGUUCAAAGAAGGCCGCUACCUGUUCCCCAACGACGAUCUUGAGCAGGAGCGCGAGGACAUGAAGCAUGCUAUGAUUCUUCACCUAUGUGGUGGGGUACUUCAUAACGCGCCGUUGAAGAGUCCCCAGAAGAUCCUCGACAUCGGGACUGGUACCGGUAUUUGGGCUAUCGAUAUGGGCGACGAAUAUCCGGAGGCAGAGGUGACUGGCAUUGAUCUCAGCCCCAUACAACCCUGUAGAGUCCUUAAGCCCGGGGGCUGGAUCGAGCUUCAGGACAUGAAGUGGACAUUCGACUGCGAUGACCGGAGCAUGCCGUCUGAUUGCACGCUUCCUAAGUUCACUAGCCUCGUCAAAGAGGGUCUAGAGAAAUUCCGGGCUGAUCACCAUAUUGAACGCUUGGAGGCUGCGGGCUAUGUCAACCAGGUCAACGACACGAAGAAGCUCCCUGUUGGUCCGUGGGCCAAGGAAAAUGACCUGAAGAUCAUCGGCCGCUACAGCCAGGCGGCUGUUUAUGAUGGCUUACACGCGAAUACCAUUGCACCUCUUACAAGAGGUCUUGGCUGGUCAUCCACUGAGGUUGAGAUCUUCUUAGUACAGCUGCGCAAGGAUCUCAUGAACCCGUCCAUCCACUCGUACGCACACUACUAUUCGAUGUCAGGCCAGAAAACGUUGGAAGUUAAGUAG
This is a messenger RNA of Colletotrichum chrysophilum, 927 nucleotides long. RefSeq lists its product as uncharacterized. The record is from RefSeq and is a predicted model, not a curated record. NCBI's taxonomy places the organism in Eukaryota, Fungi, Ascomycota, Sordariomycetes, Glomerellales, Glomerellaceae. The coding region runs from base 1 to 927 and encodes 308 amino acids. Gene Ontology annotation, molecular function: methyltransferase activity. The transcript is spliced from 4 exons.